This is a messenger RNA of Choloepus didactylus (southern two-toed sloth), 543 nucleotides long. RefSeq names its product transmembrane protein 95 (gene TMEM95). The coding region runs from base 1 to 543 and encodes 180 amino acids. Gene Ontology annotation, cellular component: acrosomal membrane; sperm plasma membrane. The record is from RefSeq and is a predicted model, not a curated record. The transcript has 7 exons. Lineage: Eukaryota; Metazoa; Chordata; Mammalia; Pilosa; Megalonychidae. Gene Ontology annotation, biological process: fusion of sperm to egg plasma membrane involved in single fertilization.
AUGUGGAUGCUGGCACUAGGUGGGGUUUUCCUGGCAGCCGCCCAGGCCUGUGUCUUCUGCCGCCUCCCAGCCCACAACUUGUUGAGCCGCCUGACUCAGCUCUGCAGCCAGAUGGAGGCCGAGUGGGAGGCCUGUGGAGCCUCCUGGAACUUCUCGGCCUUUGCCUUGGAUGAUGUGUCCCUGAACAGAGUCACCGAGAAGACUCACCGAGUCCUGAGGGUCCUGGAGAUCAAAGGGUCUCCCUCCUCGCUCCCUUUAUAUUGGCAAUGGCUUCAAAAGAUCAAGUUCCCAGAGUACACCAGGAAAGCUCUCUGUGCUCCUGCCUGUCGGGGCAGCACCGCGCUGUACAACUGCUCCACCUGCCGGUCGGCGAAGGUGCAUUGUUGGCCCCGAAAGCGCUGCCUUCCAGGUCCUUACUCCCCACCCCGCCUCUCACGAUCUUCGGGGAGCCAGGAUUCUGCUGCUCUCUGUCUUCGGAACUCUCCUGCUUCUGGGUGUUCUGAGCCUCGUGGUGGAGUCCCGUUAUCUCCACACAAAAAGUGA